Molecule: messenger RNA, 1338 nt
Organism: Fomitopsis serialis
Lineage: Eukaryota; Fungi; Basidiomycota; Agaricomycetes; Polyporales; Fomitopsidaceae
Exons: 8
Coding region: 100-1119 (339 amino acids)
Source: RefSeq, a predicted model, not a curated record
GGCACCUGCAUAUCGGUCUUGCGUCGCACUUGCCUCCUAGAGCAAACCCCGCAGAUCUUUCAAGCUGAGCUGUCGUCUGCAGUCGAAUCCUCCCCUGCUAUGACGCUCAACACGCCCUACGUGGUCACGCUCGCGCGGGCUGUUGGACGGCUUUCAAACUCGCCAUCGGCUCGGCGACCCCCUGGGCAUGCGGCGCAGCCUAGAUUAGAUUCUCUGGUAUUCGUGACCUCGUCGCAAGGAAUCCUGACCCACGGGGCCGUCGAACGGACGGCAAUCGCUUAUCGAGCAACCUGUCUUCAGCCCAGUGACCGUCGCAAGGCUCGGUCGAACACAGAUACGCGCUCACGAAUAGUCCGCCAUCCUUCCAAUCUUGGGAACUACACCUCAGACCCGUAUCCGACACUGUCGCCUUCUCGUCGCCUUCCAAGACAACGCGGUGACGGGGAUGGGUGGGCCCACACCUUCCAGCGGAGCUCGCCAUGGCUUCGAAUGUCGACGAGGACGUGUCCACGACGUCGGCGAGCCACGUCACAAGGAUCAUACACCGCUACAACGCAGAAGCUUGUCUCCCCGUGGCAGCUACACGUUCAGCUCUGUGUCCAUGAGGACGGAACCGGGGAGGCUAUCGCCUUUUCCUCCUCCCGGGAGCUCCAGACGAAUUGCGGGGACGUGUGGUUCUCGGAGAGUAGUUGCAGCGCCCCUCCUUCGUCGAUACUCGAAAUUCGUCCAGCGAACCACGCACGUACCCCAGGCGUUAUCUUCGCGUCCUGGAUCCAACAGACGCAGCCGUGUCCUUGCCCCGUCAGCCCCUCCCCAUUAUCCAGCGCAAUACCACGCAGGUGUGCUUUCGAACCGUUGAUCUUCGGAGAUCGCGUUGCGGGUUUACAGGCGCCAACGUCGGAGUCGGCUCGUGGUGUAGGAGUGCAGCGUAGAGAAGCAGCGGGCGAGCCUGCGGGGGUACAAGGCACAGAUGGUCCUGGCUGUGAGGCGCCCAAUAAUUGUAAGACCAGCAAGUGGAAGGAUGCCAGCUGUCGUGACACGGGAGAUAAGGUUUCAAGCUCGGGCGUGGUACACCCGUUGUCGCUCACUUGCAGUGCUUCAGUCCAACAACUCUCGUGAAUUGUAUACGCGGCACCCAUCAAGUCAUGCGCGGUGGACCUGUUCUGAUAUAUUGAUGCAGAGGCUACUGCCAUCGUCGUGGUCGCGAGAAAGUUUCAUGAUGAAGGGAAGACAUACCGCAUCAUCACGACGCAAUGUCCUGGAGCAAAAGCUUAAAAAUGCGAAACUCGCUUGGGAGAACAAUGCUUCAAGAAUUCAACGUCGACUCAUUCCAAGGUG